Messenger RNA from Styela clava, 2322 nucleotides. Its product is annotated as cysteine sulfinic acid decarboxylase-like. Gene Ontology annotation, biological process: carboxylic acid metabolic process. The record is from RefSeq and is a predicted model, not a curated record. Lineage: Eukaryota; Metazoa; Chordata; Ascidiacea; Stolidobranchia; Styelidae. Gene Ontology annotation, molecular function: carboxy-lyase activity; pyridoxal phosphate binding. Gene Ontology annotation, cellular component: cytoplasm.
GAAUGCCGGCCGUUUUAAAAAGACGAGACAAACAAAAGUUCUGCGCAGACACCAAAUUCAUAUUUCGCCGUUAUCAUUACACGUCAUUGUGCAAGCAAUGAAGCAAUCGUACGAUUCCGACCGUUCAAGCGACGCUUUGGUUAUAUCAUAGUGACACAAUCUGCAUAGGUAGCAUUUUUGAAAGUACGUGUAAUAGCAAUUCGCUUGUUCGUGCUCAUGCUACGGGGAAUUCUCUUCAGUCUGUACACAAGAGUGAACAAAUUCUGUAUCGCUGCUGUAGUCGUCAAUCGAUCGUCUGCACACAGAAGCCAUACGGGGCCCAGAAUAAUCGAAAUCGUCUGAUUUUCCUGCAUACACGAAAAAUGGCAUCAAGUCACGGAUCCAGGAACUCUGACGAAGAUACGAACACACGCCAACUGUUAAAGGAUGUAAAUGAAAUGAUUUUGAAGCACCAUGACAAGGCUACCGAUAGAACGACGCCGGUUGUAAAAUUUCGCACUCCAGAUGAAUUGGCUUCAGUUAUCGACUUCGAUGUCGGCUCCGAUCCGGUGAAUGACGAAGCAAUAAAAAGAUUAUGCGAAGCAACUUUCGAGUAUAGCGUUCAUACAGAUCAUCCGAGGUUCUUCAAUCAGCAAUUCUCCGGAGUGGACAAAUAUGCUCUUGCGGGCGAGCUUGUAGUGGCAGGAGUAAAUAGCAAUGCACAUACUUUUGAAGUAGCUCCAGUUUUCGUUAUGGCGGAGAAAGCUGUGAUAAAAAAGGCCCUCAAAGUGUUCGGUUAUGAGCAUGGGGAAGGAACAUUUUGUCCAGGCGGCACCUAUUCCAGUAUGUUGGCAACCAAUCUUGCGAGAUAUCAUAAGUUCCCAGAUGUUAAGGGUAAGGGGAUCAUUGGUGGUCCUCGAUUGGUAAUGUUUGCCUCAAACCAAGCUCAUUACUCAGUGGUAAAAAAUGCAGCUUUAAUGGGUAUUGGUAGUGAUAACUGCAUCAAAAUAGCAUGUGAUAAUGAAGGUAGAAUGAUAGUUUCGGAGCUGGAAAAGGAGAUUCAAAAAGCUAAAAAUGAGGGUGCCAUUCCAAUAUUUGUUGUGGCAACAGCAGGAACGACUGUUUUGGGGGCUUUCGAUCCAUUCAACGAAAUCGCUGACAUUUGCGAAAAGCAUGGAAUUUGGAUGCACGUUGACGGCUGCUGGGGUGGAAGUUUGAUGUUGUCUAAAAAGUAUAAGCAUAUUUGCAACGGAAUAGAAAGGUCAGAUUCAUUAGCAUGGAAUCCCCACAAAAUGAUAUCGAUGCCAAUUCAGUGUUCUUUACUUGUGACCAAACACGAGGGCUUAAUGAGCAAAGCUCAUGGAUUGGAUGUUCCAUAUCUGUUCCAACCUAAAAAACCGUAUGAUGUGAAGUAUGACGUGUCAAGGGACCUGAUACAAUGUGGAAGACGGGCCGACGCUUUCAAGUUGUGGUUGGCAUGGAAAGCUCGGGGAGAUGAAGGUUUUGAGAAACAUGUUGACAAGGCGAUGGAAAAUGCGGAAUAUUUUUUGGAACUGGUCAAGAAGCGUGAUAAUUUUAGACUUGUCACGCAGCAGCCCAAGCUGACAAACAUAUCAUUCUGGUUCAUUCCACCGAGUCUUCGAAACCAGAAAGAGGAUGACGAGUUUUGGGAAAAAAUGCAUUUAGUGGCUCCAACGAUUAAAACAAGAAUGCAAAAAGAUGGAACGAUGUUGGUUGGUUACCAACCGCUGGAAUCCCUCGUCAAUUUCUUCCGCAUGAUUGUCAUAAACAAUCGCGUGACACACGAAGACAUAGAAUUCGUGCUGGAUGAAAUUGAAAGAAAAGGUGCAGACUUGUGAUAAUACCUCCACCACUUCUCAUAUGACAAAAGCACAUAUAUAAAGAAGCAAUAAUUUAUUAUAAUUAAAAAAAAAAUCAUUGAAAUAUAGAUAAAUUCUAAUUCGAAAAAGGUUGAGCCAACACCACUUGACCUCUACUUUAAAUUUCAUCCAUUUUUGAUGUUCAAAUAAUAAACGCCUUAGAAUUGAUUGAAGCUUUGUUAAAAACCUUUCGAAAAGGGACAGCUGCUCAGAAAAACAAGAUUUUAUUCACAGUAAUAGUGCAAGCAUAUAUUUGCUCACGCAGGUUAUAUAUGGUCAUGUUGUAGGAUUCCAGACACAAGCUAAACUGUACAAAGCAAAAGACGAGAAUAUCAACCUUAUCGAUCGAAAGUUAGGGGAUCCCCCAAAACAGCGCUCCUAGUCCAUAGUGUCCCAUCACUAAUUAAUUAAUAACUCCCUAAUUAUUCGACAUAAUUCGCCCAAAAUCAAUAGGCUUCUGGUC